Messenger RNA from Aedes aegypti (yellow fever mosquito), 1583 nucleotides. RefSeq names its product FUN14 domain-containing protein 2. NCBI's taxonomy places the organism in Eukaryota, Metazoa, Arthropoda, Insecta, Diptera, Culicidae. Bases 240 to 764 code for a protein of 174 amino acids. The transcript has 4 exons. Gene Ontology annotation, biological process: autophagy of mitochondrion. Gene Ontology annotation, cellular component: mitochondrial outer membrane. The record is from RefSeq and is a predicted model, not a curated record.
AUCGAGAGAGUCGUCGACGACGGAACUCCCAUCAAAAUCCAAAAAAUCUGCAGCAAGCAAGCAUCAUCGUCUCAAAAAAAAAUUCGCAUAGAAACUUUUUCAUUUCGGUCAAAGUUGGAGACAAAUUCUCAGUUAAAAUUGUGUCCAUCAACAAUAUUGUGGACAGGUGCAAGUUUUGGAAGUGCAGGCGCUGCUCCGCAACCAAGAAGCGUUCCAAAUUCCCGUCUUUUGCGAAAGCUAUGAGCGAUAGGAAAGUCAAGAAGGACGAAACAAACAAGGAAAUCAUCAACAUGAGCGAGGCAGCUGGAAUCUUGGACCGAUUCGUCGGCGAUGUUAGCAAAAAAUCGGCCACAAAGCAAAUCCUCAUCGGAGCUGGAAGCGGAUGGGCUACCGGAUACAUCACAAUGAAGGUCGGAAAGAUGGCAGCUAUUGCUGUUGGCGGAGGAAUCAUUCUGCUACAGGUUGCCAACCAGCAAGGCUAUAUUCAGAUCGACUGGAACAAGAUUAACAAAAAGGUCGAUAAGGUGACGGACAAAGUUGAGGAAGCCGUUACCGGACAGGGACCAAGUUGGGCUGACAAGGCCGAACGUUUCGUAGACCGUAAGCUGAAUCAGGCUGAGGAUGCCCUGAAGAAGAAGUCCAAGAAAGCCCACAAAUGGUACACCAAUCUGAUUGGGGACGACACCGGUUGCAAGAUCAACGAUCUGCACAUAUUCGUGUGUGCCUUUGUGGCAGGCGUGGCACUUGGUAUUGGCACUGCCUAAAUCGGGAAUCACGGUGUGGCCUCCGGAGUAGAACUUUUCACAAUCCAGCAACAGCCCUAAGCGAACAACAAUACCGAACGAGUUGCAUGUAAAACUAAUAAGCCCCGGUUUUCGCUGAAUAUGUCGCGAGAAACUGAUCAUUAUUUCAGGCGAAAGGGAAGCACGCUAACCAAAGUCAUCUCUAAUCAUUAUAAUCGGUUAUAGCGAAAGGAACUUGAAUUUUGGAACGAUAAUUUGAAUCUACUGCUUCAUUUGCUGCACGAUCGUCCUCGAACUAAGCUGUGAUUUUGGACAUUGAAUGAAGCAUCUCCUUUUGCUUUGAUUUGUCAGUCUCAUCUCAUUUACUUUAUAUAAAGGAAGCAUCUUGUGUAACUCGAGUCAUUUUAUAGCUUAUGUAUUUUAGUGAGUGCUAAUGUCUCAUAAGUUUAAAUGUAUGAUUAUUAAUUGGAGGUGACCAAUACGCACAUGUUCUUCAUCACAUCAGAGACCAGCAAUAAUUUUGUGAAUACUUUACAAUAACCAUCGAUCUAACUUCAACAAUCUCAAAUUCCAACUGGAAUAGGUACUUAACUAAAUCUUUCACAGCAUUAACAACAUUGCAGACAAACCAGUUUACGAUGCAGUUUAGACGAAAACCACCUCGUUGAACCCCUUUAGCACAUACGAUAAAUAAAAAAUUCGAGUUUAGUUUCUCCUAUCUUGUUCUAAACUAGUUUAAGCGAAAUUAUAUGUUUUGUGUCUCAUUUAAGCAUCACUUUCGAAAAAAAAAAGUUAGAAGCGAUUUAAAGAAGAUAUAUAAUAAACGGAUUUAUUGAGAAA